AACUUUCUCGCUAGCUAAACACAAUCACUCAAAUUCAGUGUACCAGAGUAACCUGAGAAUCCAAAACCAAGUAGGCCAUUACAAAAUCAAUUAGUUCUCUCUAUUUGGCAGCAUCACAUUUGGCAAUGACAGAACACUAGUUACCAAAUUCACUCUUCCAGUUACCUUUUAUUUAAAUUAAAAUCCAAUUAAAAUCCUUCACAGAGAUGCAAAAAAUCUCAGAAAUUAAUGAUUUUGAAUUGGGCCCGUUAAUUGUUACCCAAAAGGUGGAAGAAUCCUUUUGCCUAUUUUAGAAGAUAAUUAAAGUUUCAAUGUUGUUGAUAAAUUUUUAGGGUUUUUUCUCUCUCUUUCUGCCCUAUAAAUACCAGUCUGUUUUGCAAUCAAAGAUAUUCAGUAUUACAUACGUUUACUUGUGUGCAAGCAGCUGUUCUUCGUGAUCUUUUUCAACUUCAGAGAGAUAUGGGUCGUUCUCGUGGGAAUUUUCACGCUACUGAUGAGGACCCAACUCAGAGGUCUAGGAGAAAGAAGAAUGUCUCCAGCGAAAAUGCAGAAUCUUCUGCUGCAGGUCAAGGAGCUGGUGAAGGGAAAAGGGAUUACCACUGCAAUUAUUGCAACAAAGACAUCACGGGGAGGAUCCGCAUGAAAUGUGCAAUUUGUCCUGAUUUUGACCUCUGUGUAGAGUGCUUCAGUGUUGGAGCUGAAGUGACACCUCAUAAGAGCAAUCACCCCUACAAAGUUAUGGACAAUCUCUCAUUCCCACUAAUAUGCCCUGACUGGAAUGCAGAUGAUGAAAUGCUGCUUCUAGAGGGAAUUGAAAUGUAUGGCUUCUGGAACUGGAUAGAAGUUGCAGAGCAUGUGGGGACAAAGACCAAAGAACAGUGUAUUGAACACUAUGAUAGUCUAUACAUGAACUCCCUGUUCUUUCCUGUCCCGGACUUGUCUCAUAUUGUCGGGAAAAAUAAAGAGGAGCUCCUUGCAAUGGCUAAGGCGCAUAUCGAAGGCAGGAUAGGAUCAACCAUGCCCGGGGAGCUAACUUUGAAGGAGGAAUCUCCUUUUUCUCCUUCAAGAGUCAAACUUGAAGAACCACAUAAAGGUGGGCCCUCUGGCCGUUUAAUUUCUGGUUCAAAUUCAGAACCUCAAGCUGAGAGGAGUUUUAAGGGGAAGAAACUGAUGCCUUCAGCGAACGAUGGUCCAUCUUUAUUUGAGUUGAGUGGUUAUAACCCCAAAAGACAGGAGUUUGAUCCUGAGUAUGACAAUGAUGCAGAGCAGCUAUUGGCUGAGAUGGAAUUUAAAUAUACUGAUACUGAGGAAGAACGUGAGCUUAAGCUGCGGGUGCUGCACGCUUAUUCAAGGAGGCUUGAUGAAAGGCAGCGUAGAAAGGAUUUCAUACUAGAAAGAAAUUUACUGUAUCCAAAUCCUUUCGAGAAAGAUCUGUCUCCUGAAGAAAGGGCAAUAUGUCGGCGUUACGAUGUCUUCAUGCGCUUUCAUUCUAAGGAAGAGCAUGAGGGCUUGCUUCAGACUGUAAUUUCAGAGCACCGAACUCUGAAGAGAAUUCAAGAGCUUCAGGAAGCCCAAGCUGCUGGAUGCCGUACAACUGCUGAGGCUGAUAGAUUCCUUGAGCUAAAAAGGCAAAGGGAAGCUGAAGAAGCUUCUCGCAGAUCAAAAGACAGUGCUAAUGCUGGUCCAAGCAGUCAGAGUGGUGCAAACACUUUCAUGGCUUUGGGGUCUGUUAGGAGAGACUCCAACUCAAGACCUGCAGGACAGGCUUCUGGAGGCCAUGUAAAUGAUUUUGAUAUCUUGGGUUUCAUUGAAACGCAAUUACUGUCUGAAGCUGAGAAACGCCUAUGCUGUGAGAUCAGGUUACCUCCGCCGCUCUACCUUAGAAUGCAAGAGAUCAUAUCAAGAGAGGUUUUCAGUGGGAAUGUCACCAAGAAAGCUGAUGCUCAUCGAUUGUUCAGGAUUGAAGCAAACAUAGUUGAUAGAGUGUAUGACAUGCUUGUGAAGAAGGGCCUCGCUCCUCGGUGAUGACAUCUCAUGCAUGUAAAUAUGCUUCUGCUGUAACUUCUAUUCAUUGUCAUACUCAAAUGAUCUCGUGCCUGUAAAUCUACCUCUGUUGUAUUCAUUGUCAUACAGAGAUGAAAAUUUUGUUUAUUUAGUCAGUGUUCAUAUGAAAACAUUCAAAACUAUAUAUAUCAAUGCACAUUGGGAGUUGUAAUUAGGAUUGUAUGAGGUAACCCUGACUUGAGUUUGAGUCGAAUUGGUUUGAAUUUAACGAAUUGUCAGAAAGUUAUAUAUAGAUUCAUCUUUCUUUA
Messenger RNA from Mangifera indica (mango), 2312 nucleotides. Its product is annotated as transcriptional adapter ADA2b-like. Lineage: Eukaryota; Viridiplantae; Streptophyta; Magnoliopsida; Sapindales; Anacardiaceae. The transcript has 12 exons. The record is from RefSeq and is a predicted model, not a curated record. The coding region runs from base 460 to 2025 and encodes 521 amino acids. Gene Ontology annotation, cellular component: nucleus. Gene Ontology annotation, biological process: regulation of transcription by RNA polymerase II; chromatin remodeling. Gene Ontology annotation, molecular function: zinc ion binding; transcription coactivator activity; chromatin binding.